CGUGAGACGGCGGCGAGGGUGGAGCGUGUGUCGUCCGUGGCGUCGCCCGGUGGUCGGCGACUGUAUUCGUGCGUGUGAGUGGCUCCCUGACGGUGACGCCCACUCGGCAGGACGGUGAGCGGCGUAAUCCCGCCCGUUCCGACCCGUUCGCGGCCUCGGCUCUCCGCGCUCGGCGCACAUCGACCAUCAGCCGAGCGGUUCCAGCAAAAACCGUCCGGCUGGCCGGCCGCCCGGCCGCCGCGCGCUCUCUCGGCCGCUCUCUCUCCCACACACAUACAGUUGGCGCGCGGGCCGCGGCCCGCUUCGCCCGUGAUCAAUAUGGUCGGCGCUGGAGGGUCGCCCGCCGCCGCCGACCAGUGAGUCGCUCGGCCGGCCCCCGCAGAGUGCAGGCUAGCGUCGGCCGAUAGCCGGCGCCGGUAUCUGUCGCUCGCUGUCCUUCGCCGGCGCAGCGCAGACCGCAGGCGGACGAACCCGUGCACAGACGCAGUGGACUGCUCGCUGGGGCAGCUCAGAGACGUGUGAUCGCGGACACGCAGUUCGGAGGACGUGUGAGGGACGUGCGUGACGCGUUGGUGAUCUGCAGCGGUACCCUUGACGUCCAGAGGAGCGGCCGUCUCCGGCAGACGCCAGGAGAAGAGAUUAGCCAAUCAUGGAGAAAGAUUCCAAGGGCGGUUCUGACAAGAAGCGCUCGUCCAAGGACCAUGGGUCGAAUCCGACCCCGCUGGACCCGAGCCUGUUCGCGCACUCGCUGUUUGGAGGCGCGGCGGCCGGCUUCAACCCGAUGAUGAUGCCCGGCUUCCCGAUGAUGCCGCCCGUCUCGUCUUCGGCGGCCACAUCGGCGGCGACGUCGGCGGCGGCGGCGCACGCUGCGCUGGCGUCCAUGGCCAGCAACCCGGCACUCGGCGCCAACGCGGCCUGGCUGAGUCUGAUGCACCAGAUGGCCGCCCAGGACUACCUGAGCCGGCUGCAGUCGGGCGCCGCCGCCGCCGGCCUGCACUCUCUGGCCGGCCUGCCUCAGUACGAGGCGCUCACAGGAAUGAAGGCGCCGAGCACCAGCAGCGGCGGAUCGGGGUCCGGAUCCUCCUCCUCCAAAUCCGGCUCUGUAGGUGCCGGCGGGCCGUGUUUCAGCCGUACCGGCGGCCCUCUGCUGCCCGACGGUACCGAGAUAAUCAAGCACACCUCGUCCAUCAGCGGCCCCAAGGUGCCCGGCACCACCAACCGCGGACGAAAGAAGACCAUCUCGUUGGACCCGCCGUACGCCGCCGCCGCCGCCGCCGCAGCAGCAGCCGGGGGCUCGCUGACGCACGGAGUCUCCAGCAUCCUGGGCAGAUCGCCGGCCACGGAGACGCGGCUGACGGACAGCGUCACCAUCACCCCCACGUCGUCCAAGUCGACCAGCGACCGGCUCCGACAGCUGGAGAUGCUCGGAACCAAGGUGGAGAUUAAGCCAGUUGCUAAGGACUCUGGCGCGGUGGGUCAGCUGCCGUCCACCUCGGGCAGUGCCCAGGUGACCAUCACCCCGGUGGCCGCCAAGGGCACCACCAUGCUCACCAGCUCCGUGUCGCUAACGCCCGUGGAGCGCGCUGGAGGUUCGCGCUCACCACCAACCGCCGCCGACGGGCCGCUCAACCUCUCCAAAAAGCCGCCGCCGCCAGCCGCCUCCAAAAAGCGGAGCAGCCUGCCGGACGUGUCUGCGUUCCCGGGCGGCGCGGCCGCUGCCGCAGCGCUCGGUGUGCCGCUCACUCCCGAGAUGCAGAUGGAGCAGCUGCGCUUCCACACCGCCAUGGCCUCGGCUCAGAAGGCGAUGGCGGCGUUCGGAGCCGGCGGCAGCGGCAGCGGGAGCAGCGGCAGCGGACAGCGGCGCUCGCGCGCCAAGAAGCUGGGUGUGGGCGUGUCGCGACCGAAGAAGAACACGGUGGCCUCCCUGCUGGCCAACAGCCGCGGCACGGACGACGGCAGCCAGCCGGGCGGCAGCGGCGCCAUGCACAUGUCCACCGACGAGCUGACAAUCGAGGUGCGGCCGCGCUCCUCCACGGCGCCGGCCGCCGCCGCCGGAGCCGGCGAGGACGACGACGCACUGUCAGUGAAGUCUGCCGGCUCUUCUGACCAGCGCAAACACAAGGUCACCUCGAGCACGGACGAGCAGCUGAGCAGUUUCCCCUAUUCCAGCUACCUGGCGCGUCUGAAGCGCGAGUACGAGGACAGCAGCGGCAUGGACAGCGAGGAGCUGUCGGACCGCGAGUCCGAGUGCGAGGUCUCCUCCAGCCGCGGCGCGGCCGGCUCCGACGCCGCAGGUCUGACGCCGUCCAAACGCCGCCGGGUGGUGACUGACGAGCGCAAGCUGCGCGUGCCGCUGGACCGCGGCUGGCGGCGGGAGACCACCAUCCGCAAAAUCACCCAGGCGGGACCGCGCGGCGACGUCGUCUAUUACGCGCCCUGCGGAAAGGCCUUCAGGCAGUUCCCCGACAUACUGCGGUACCUGGAGCGGAACAACAUCACGGACGUGACGAGGGACCACUUCACCUUCAGCAGCAAGGUCGUCAUCGGCGACUACCUCAAGAUCUCCGAGGACGGCGAGGAGUGCAUCCCCAUGUCGGAGGCCGAGGUCAAACGCCAGGUGGACGUGCUCAGCGGCGGCAAGAGCAAGCGACAGUUCAAGAAACCGUACGUCAUCAACAUCAAAAGUGAGGAGGGCGGCGGCGGCGCGUCUGGCUCCGGCUCGGGCGCUGGACCGUCCGCCUCCAGCUACCACCAGGCCAUGGAGCUGAUGAGACAACUGGAGGAGGAUAGACGCGCCAGACAACUCAAAGAAGAGCAGAAGAAGAAGGAACGGGAGCUCAAAAACCUUCAGAUGCUCGAGGAGCGGCGCCGUAAACAGGAGGAGCUGGAGAAGCAGAAGGCGGCCGAGAACCUGCGCAAGGCACAGGAGCUGAACAAACAGAGAGAGAUGCUAUAUAGGCUAGAAGUGGAGCGCGAGCGGCGGCGCCACCACAUGCUGCUGGUGAAGGCGCUGGACGCCCGCCGGCGCCAGGAGGAGCGCGACCGGCGCCGUGAGGACAUGAAGGUGGAGCGCGCCGCGCUCAAGGAGCGCCGCCGAGAGAAGCGGCUGCAGGACGCCGAGGUCAUUCGGCAGCUGAAGAAACCGCGCGAGGACAUGGCGCUCACCGAUCAGAAGCCGCUGCCGGAGCUGGCGCGCAUCCCGGGCCUGCGGCUGUCCGGCGAGGCGUUCGCCAACACCCUGAUGGUAUUCGAGUUCCUGCACAACUUUGGCGAGACGCUCGGCUUCGACAUGGAGUCGCUGCCGUCGCUGGGCGCGCUGCAGCAGGGCCUGCUGAACGAGCCGGACCACGAGGAGGAGCUGCUCUCGGUGCUGACGCACCUGGUGGUGUGCGCCGUGGAGGACCCGGGCAUCCCGCACCCGGUCCGGCACGUCACCUGCCUCAACCAGACGCUCCGGCAGGCGGACAUCACGCACACGGCCCUAUCAGAGGUGCUCCGUAUCUACAUGUUCGCCUGCGCGUCCGGCGAGGUGAAGACGCUGACGGGCCUGUGUCCGAACCAGCGCGACCCGCACUGCCGCGCCAAGAACGCCGACUUCCAGGACGCCAUGGACGCCAACCGCACGUACCAGAUGUCGCAGUGGCUGACGGAGAAGCCGUACCUGGCGCUCAACCCCACCGAGAAGACGGAGAUCCUGGCGCACCUCUGCAAUGACCUGCUGCAGAACAAGGCCGUCCUCCGACAGAUUGACAGCACCAUAGAGGUGGUGAACACCAAGCGGAAGGAGAAGUGGAACCUGGACGGCCGGCUGCGACGGAUGCGGAUGCUGCACGCCAAGAAGUUCGCGCAGCGCCACCUGGUGAGCCGGCCGCCGCCGCCCGAGGCCAGUGAGAACUGUGACACGGGCGACACGACGCGACUCAGCGAGCCGGCCUCCAAGAAGGAGGAGGGGGAGGAGCACAAGGAAGAGGACGAGGAGGAGGAGGAGAAGGACGAGAGCGGCAACGAGAGCGAGCCCGCCGACGAGGGAGACAUCAACGACGAGGUGGACAUCAACUCAAUGAGCGCCGAGGAGCUGCACAAGCGGAUCGAGCAGCUGAGCAACCACAACAACCAGCUGAGCCGCGACAUCUACGAGGGUAACCGGACGAUCCGUCCGACCAGCCUGGGCCAGGACCGGUUCCACCGCGCCUACUGGGUGCUGCCGCGCGCCGGCGGCAUCUACGUGGAGAGUCUGGAGAGCGGUGUGGGCGCCGACGAGCGGUACGACCAGCGGCGCGCCUCGCACCAGGAGUGGCUCCGGCGCCGCGAGGCCGAGAAGGCCGGCCAGGUGGGUGAGAAGCGGCCGGCCGACUCACCCGACUCCCGCAACAGCAAGCGGCCGCGCGUGGCGGAGACGGCGGUGGGCGAGGGGACGCCGGUGAAGGCGGAGGUGGCGGAGCAGCGGCUGCCGAACGGUGACGCCACCGCGCCGGCGGCGGCUGAGAACGGUCUGUCGGGCGGCGAGUCGCCGCGGGUGAACGGCGGCUCACCGCCGGCCGACGGAGCGCCCGUCAAGAUGGAGACGGACGUGAAGGCGGAGACGCCGGCCGACGCGCCGCUGAAGGUGGAGAAGCAGGAGCCGCCGUCGAUUAGCGCCGACACCCCGCUGAAGGCGGCCUCCCCGGCGCCGGUGAAGGUCGAGCCUGCAGCGGAGGAGGGCGCCGUGAAGUCAGAGCCCCUCUCCGCGGUCAAACCGGACCCGGCGGCACCGGCGGCGGGCGAACCCUCCGUCCAGGACAGUCUGAGCGCCAUCAAACAGCUGGCUGAGAACCCGGUGGCCGCCGCCGCGCCGGCCGCCCCCAAACCGUCCACGGCGCCCAGCCACGCCGCGCCGCUCAACAGCAAACACCUGGUGAGCUACCUGAACGCCUCGCUGGCCUCGCUGGGCGCGAGCGGCGCGCUGAAGGAGGUGAACGGCGCCAUCCAGAUCCCGGGCCUGGGCCUGGUGCCGUCCCAGUACCUGCUGCAGGCGCUGCAGGCGCCCGAGAAGCUGUGGUUCAGCGUGCUGCCCAAGGACCCGUGCGACUUCAGCACCAUAACAGAGCUGUCGGACGACGAGCAGGAGUCGGUGACGGAGCGGGGCGGCGCGCGCGCCGGCAGUGGCGACCAGCUCAACACCGAACAGGAGGACAACGGCGAGGACGAGGCGCAGGAGGUGCCGCAGGAGUACAAGCGUGGCUGGUGGCGCGUCUCAGACACCGCCCAGAUCGACCAGCUGGUCAACGCCAUGCACAACCGCGGCAUCCGCGAGCGGCCGCUCAAAAACAAAAUACUCACCUGCAAGGACACGGUGGUGGAAGCCUGCGAGCUGGUGAACCCUGCCGAGGUCACGCUGUCCUCGGGAGCCGCGGCGGCCGCCGAGGAGUCCGAGGACGAGUCAGAGGAGGACGGGGAACAGGAGCAGGAGACGGCGCCAGAGGACAACGGCCAGGCAGAGACAGAACAGAAGGACGGAGACGGAGACGGGGAGGAGAAGGAGGCGAAGAGCAACGGCGAGAAGAAGCAAGAGAAGCCCAAAGAGAAGGCGAAGUCGCCGAAGAAGAAGUCCAAGAAGCGCGUGCGUCCGGCGGAGCCGGUGCCGGAGCCGGACGCGCCGGGCUCGUACCGGCGGGACGUGGCCAUCACCAUCGAGAUGUCGCUGCUCGAACACGUAGAGAACCUCGAGGAGCGCAUCGCACAGGCCAGCAUGCAGUUCAAGUCGUGGCGCCUGCCGCCGCGUACCUCUGGCGACCGGGAGCUGUUCGCGCCGUCCUGCGAGCCGCAGGAGGGCCGCCUGAACGCCGUCACCCUGGCGCGCGACCGGCUCAUCGACCUCGAGCAGAACAUCGAGCGGCGCUACCUGAAGCCGCCGCUGGGCACCUCCAAGGGCGCCGACCUGAGCCUCUCCAACCUGGGCACCGAGGAGAACAACACCAUCCCGCGGCCGCUGCUGGUGUGGCGCGACGCGCUGCCGCGCACAUCCACCGCCGCCCAGGUCUCCAUGUGUCUGUACGCGCUGGAGAUGUCGGUCGCCUGGGACAAGUCCAUCAUGAAGGCGCAGAACUGUCAAUUCUGCACGAGCGGCGACCACGAGGAGAAGCUGCUGCUCUGCGACGGCUGUGACAAGGGCUACCACACGUACUGCUUCAAGCCGGCCAUGGACACCAUACCAGACGGAGACUGGUACUGUUUCGAGUGCGUCAACAAGGCGACUGGCGAACGGGCGUGCGUGGUCUGUGGCAAGGGCGAGGGCAAGGUGCUGCUGUGUGAGGGCUGCCCGCGCGCCUUCCACCCAGAGUGCGUCACUCCGCCCGUGGCCAAGGUCCCGCGCGGCAAGUGGCACUGCCCGGCCUGCGCGCACAAGAGCCCGAAGAAGUCGCGCUCGAAGAAGGCCAAGCCGCCGCCGGAGCCGUCCGAGGCUGGCGGCGACGGUCCGGCUGAGGAGCGCGAGUCGCCGCCAAAGAAGGAGCGGGGCAACAAAAAGUUGGCCAAGGAGAUGGCGAUGUGCCGGACGGUGCUCGCCGAGCUGGAGGCCCACGACGAGGCGUGGCCCUUCCUACUGCCAGUCAACACCAAACAGUUUCCCACCUACAAGAAAAUCAUCAAGAGCCCUAUGGAUCUCAGCACGAUAAAGAAACGAAUCAACGAAGGAGUGUACAAGAGCAAGGACGAGUUUACCGCCGAUAUGCGCAUCAUCUUCAACAACUGCGAGACGUUCAACGAGGACGACUCGCCGGUCGGAAAGGCCGGCCACAGCAUGCGCACGCUGUUCGAGGCGCGCUGGCUCGAGCUCAACCCCCAGUAGAGGCGGCGCCCCGGCCGGCCCCACCCCCCACCCCCGGGCCGGGCCCGGGCCGCCACCGAGCCCAUCUAGGUCUUUCGCAGUUUGAUCAUAGUCGUGUACAAAUCCAUGCUAGAUUAGGCAUAAUGAUGCCGGUUACCGCGGGGUCGGUACGCGCGCGAGAGAUCAGGUAUUUUGUAGUAGUCGUUUUUACUCGGAUUGGUGCGCGGCUGACGCGCCGCCGCGGCCGCCCGCCCGGCCAGGCCAGACGCCAAUGCAGCUACUCGACUUCACAAUUCAUCGGUUAUUUAUUUUUCGUAACAUUUCACUGCUCUCCUACAAAGAGUCCGUCAUGUGUGCGCGCGGCGCGACCCGCUCGGCGCGUCGGUGUACAUAGUUGUUUGUGUAACCAAUGUGCCUGGCUGUCCAGAACGUUUGUGGCUCGCGCAGAGCGCGCGCGCGCGCGUCGCAGGUCCCUAGCCGAGGAGGGGGCUGAUCGUGACGCUCCCGUAACUUGUUGUGUGAAUAUGACUGUGUCCAUGUGUAUCAUGUCGAUGGCACUCAAUUAUCCUGAAUAUAUUUCCCAGUUUCUU
Amphibalanus amphitrite is the source of this 7395-nucleotide messenger RNA. RefSeq names its product bromodomain adjacent to zinc finger domain protein 2B-like. The record is from RefSeq and is a predicted model, not a curated record. Gene Ontology annotation, molecular function: protein binding; DNA binding. The transcript is spliced from 31 exons. Lineage: Eukaryota; Metazoa; Arthropoda; Thecostraca; Balanomorpha; Balanidae. The coding region runs from base 650 to 6826 and encodes 2058 amino acids.